AUGUCAGGUGAAAAUGGAAAAGAAAAUGAACCGGACGAAGAAAACGGAGAAAAAGAGCGGGCAAGAUCUGAUGGUACUAACUCUCCUGUAGAUGAUGAUCAUGAUAUCCAGGCUACAUCUGAUUCGCAGUUAGAUAAUCAACAUUCACUAAAAGAUGUCACCGAUGGUGAAGAAAAAACAAAGAGUGAAGAAGAUGAAAAAACAUGCCAAGCAUCUGAAAAUGAAAAUAUGAUAGCAAAAUCAAUUGAAAUCCAAGAAGAAUACGUCAGCGUUCUUACACCGAAUCUGGAUAUUUAUCCAGAUAAUGCAGUAGCAGAAGAGAAUGAUGGAAGCCAAGCGAACAUGCUAUUGGAUGUCGAAAACAAAAACACGAACUUGAAUUCAGUUGAGCAACAGGAAGAAAAGAAUAAGAGUGAAGGGGAUGAAAAUUCAAUGGAAAUUGAAGAACCAGACUCCAACAUUCUAACAACGAAUCUGGAUAAUGCAACAGCAGCGAAAGAUGACAAAACUUGUCACGUAAAAUAUGUAUGUACAUGUAAAAAUAAUCCCGCUAAAAAACAUGCAGCACUAAGCAAUAAGCCUAUUUUAACGAUCCCUUUGGGUUCACUUUUUAAUUGUCUUUCACCUUUCCAUGUAAUUGAUAUUGAUCCUCUACAUGCUGCUGGUCUCCUCAUCUUGGCCUCAAGUCCAAGAGGAGUUACUUCCAAUAUAUUCACAUUUUUCUGUGAUGGCGAUGUCUCAUUAAGUGUUACAAUGACUUCAAUAUCCACAAUCGCGGCUCUUGUGAUGAUGCCUUUCAAUAUUUGGCUCUAUGGACGAUCCCUUGAAUCUGAUACAAUUGUUAUUCCUUACGCUAGCAUGACAACUUCACUGUUCUUCUUAACACUUCCAGUUCUCUUCGGAAUGAUUGUCUUCUGGAAAUGGCCAAAGGUCGCUCCAUUUUUAACCAAAUUUGGUAGUAUUGCCGGUUUCUUGAUCAUCAUUGUCUGUGAAGCCAUGGAAGUCAUGAUUUUCCCCGAUAUUUUCGAUGAUAUUACAGCUAAACUAUAUGUCGCCGAAGUAGCAUUACCUGUUCUUGGUCUUGCAUUAGGUUUUGGUUGUGCUUCAAUCUUUUCACUUCCAUAUGCCUCUCGAAGGACUGUUGCUAUUGAAUGUGGAGUUCAAAAUGUUGGAACUGCUUUGGCGAUUGUUUCUCUAUCUUAUCCAUUCGAGCAAUUACGGAAAGUUUGGCUUUUCCCAUUCCUUUAUGCCUUCUCUAUUCAUAUUUUUCUGUGAUGGCGAUGUCUCAUUAAUUAUUGAAUUUCAAGUCCAUUAACUGAAUAACCAUGAGUGUAAUGUCUGUUUUUAGUGUUACAAUGACUUCCAUAUCCACAAUCGCGACUCUUGUGAUGAUGCCUUUCAAUAUUUGGC
Messenger RNA from Tetranychus urticae (two-spotted spider mite), 1410 nucleotides. The record is from RefSeq and is a predicted model, not a curated record. Lineage: Eukaryota; Metazoa; Arthropoda; Arachnida; Trombidiformes; Tetranychidae.